Marmota flaviventris (yellow-bellied marmot) is the source of this 2890-nucleotide messenger RNA. NCBI's taxonomy places the organism in Eukaryota, Metazoa, Chordata, Mammalia, Rodentia, Sciuridae. The record is from RefSeq and is a predicted model, not a curated record.
ACGCUCUUAUCUGCCCAGCCCAGCAUGGGGGGGUGGCCGGGCUGGCCAAGGCGGGACACUGCCUAGGGGCUGGACACGGAACAGCCCCAAUCCCUACUGGGUGGGUGACAGCCACUGAGGAGUCUUGAGUGUCCCUGCAGGCUGGUGGCCAGCGGCUGCCCCAUCUUCUGCACUAUGUCGGACGGCGAGGGCCCCUCGGCCGAUGACAGCGCGUCUGCCGCGAGUAGCAUGGAGGUGUCAGACCGCAUCGCCUCCUUGGAGCAGCGGGUCCAGAUGCAGGAAGACGACAUCCAGCUGCUCAAGUCAGCGCUGGCUGACGUGGUUCGGCGGCUGAACAUCACUGAGGAGCAGCAGGCUGUGCUCAACAGGAAAGGACCUACCAAAGCAAGACCACUGGUGCAGACCCUGCCUUUAAGAACCACCGUCAACAAUGGCACCGUGUUACCAAAGAAACCCAGCGGCUCCCUGCCGUCCCCCUCCGGGGCCAGGAAGGAAACCCCUAUGCCGGCAACCAAAAGCAUCAAGCGGACCAGCUCUUCUGAGCGCGUAUCUCCUGGGGGCCGGCGGGAGAGCUCUGGGGACUCCAAAGGCAGCCGGAACCGCACAGGCUCCACCAGCAGUUCCUCUAGUGGCAAGAAGAACAGCGAAAGCAAACCCAGGGAGCCCGUGUUCAGUGCAGAGGAAGGAUAUGUGAAAAUGUUUCUUCGCGGACGCCCUGUUACCAUGUACAUGCCCAAAGAUCAAGUGGACGCUUACAAUUUGGAAGCAAAAGCUGAACUCCCCACCAAGAGGCUGAAGCUAGAAUGGGUCUACGGGUACCGGGGGCGAGACUGUCGGAACAACCUGUACCUGCUCCCGACAGGGGAGACGGUGUAUUUCAUCGCCUCGGUGGUGGUGCUGUACAACGUGGAGGAGCAGCUGCAGAGGCAUUACUCGGGCCAUAAUGACGACGUGAAGUGCCUAGCAGUUCACCCCGAUAGGAUCACUAUAGCAACAGGACAAGUCGCAGGCACGUCUAAGGAUGGAAAACAACUGCCCCCACAUGUGCGCAUCUGGGAUUCUGUGACAUUGAACACGCUGCAUGUCAUCGGGAUAGGCUUCUUUGACCGAGCUGUCACCUGUAUUGCAUUCUCAAAAUCUAACGGAGGAAGCAACCUCUGCGCUGUGGACGACUCCAAUGACCACGUACUGUCCCUGUGGGACUGGCAGAAAGAAGAGCGGCUGGCCGACGCGAAGUGUUCUAAUGAAGCUGUGUUUGCUGCGGAUUUCCACCCCACGGACACCAAUGUCAUAGUCACCUGUGGAAAAUCACAUCUCUACUUUUGGACACUUGAAGGAAACUCCCUCAAUAAGAAGCAAGGAUUGUUUGAGAAACAGGAAAAGCCAAAGUUUGUCCUCUGCGUGACGUUUUCUGAAAACGGUGACACCAUUACUGGAGAUUCCAGUGGCAACAUCUUAGUAUGGGGAAAAGGUACCAACCGCAUAAGCCACGCCGUCCAAGGGGCCCACGAGGGCGGCAUUUUUGCGCUUUGCAUGCUGAGAGACGGCACGCUGGUGUCCGGAGGAGGGAAAGACCGGAAGCUCGUUUCUUGGAAUGGAAACUAUCAAAAACUUCAUAAAACUGAGAUUCCUGAACAGUUUGGCCCAAUCCGGACGGUGGCCGAGGGGAAGGGCGAGGUCAUCCUCAUAGGCACGACUAGGAACUUCGUCCUGCAGGGCACCCUGUCAGGGGACUUCACACCCAUCACUCAGGGUCACACUGAUGAGCUCUGGGGACUGGCCGUCCAUGCUUCCAAACCUCAGUUCUUGACCUGUGGGCAUGACAAGCACGCCACUCUCUGGGACGCUGUCGGCCACCGGCCCGUCUGGGACAAAAUCAUAGAGGAUCCAGCUCAGUCUUCUGGUUUUCAUCCUUCAGGGUCUGUGGUCGCGGUCGGAACACUGACUGGGAGGUGGUUUGUGUUUGACACAGAAACAAAAGACCUGGUCACCGUCCACACGGACGGCAACGAGCAGCUGUCCGUGAUGCGCUACUCCCCAGAUGGGAACUUCUUAGCCAUCGGCUCUCAUGACAACUGCAUCUACAUCUACGGAGUCGGGGACAACGGGAGGAAGUACGCGCGGGUUGGCAAGUGCUCGGGUCACUCCAGUUUCAUCACCCACCUGGACUGGUCUGCAGACUCUCAGUACCUCGUGUCCAACUCCGGGGACUACGAAAUCCUUUACUGGGUCCCCUCUGCUUGCAAGCAAGUCGUAAGUGUGGAGACUACGAGAGACAUUGAGUGGGCUACGUAUACCUGCACUUUGGGAUUCCAUGUCUUUGGAGUGUGGCCGGAAGGCUCGGAUGGAACUGACAUCAACGCCGUCUGUCGGGCCCAUGAGAAAAAACUGCUGUCAACGGGGGACGACUUCGGCAAAGUGCACCUCUUCUCCUACCCCUGCUCUCAGUUUAGGGCUCCAAGCCACAUAUACGGCGGACAUAGCAGCCACGUCACCAACGUCAACUUCCUCUGUGAAGACAGCCACCUCAUCUCCACGGGCGGGAAGGACACGAGCAUCAUGCAGUGGCGAGUUGUGUAGGCCCUGCCGGAGCCAUGGGAGCAGAUUGCGCCCAGGAGACACAGAUUCGCGUUCCACUUGGUCACUGUGAUUUCUGUUUUGUCUAAAAAUUCUUACAACCUCAGGAAAAGUAUCCCUCUACCGGUUACCUUAGCUUAGGGAGUCCGCGAGCGCCCUGCCAGAGAGCGGUCCCCUUUCCGCUUUUCUUGUAUAAUAUAUAAAACUGUGCACAUUGCAUAUAGAAAAGGUCCCAAGGUCUACGUGACCGUGGCAUCAACAGAAGAAACUGGUGUCACUUUUCUAUGAACUUUUCAAAAAUGGUCACAGAAUG